This is a messenger RNA of Bathycoccus prasinos, 1224 nucleotides long. RefSeq lists its product as hypothetical. The transcript has a single exon. NCBI's taxonomy places the organism in Eukaryota, Viridiplantae, Chlorophyta, Mamiellophyceae, Mamiellales, Bathycoccaceae. The record is from RefSeq and is a predicted model, not a curated record. Bases 1 to 1224 code for a protein of 407 amino acids.
AUGUCGUACCAGUACCGGAAGAAGAACAGUUCUGAAGCUUCUGUUCCUUCGUCUUCGUCGUCGUCUAAAACGACUUCAACAAAGUUUACGAAUUCCAUAACGAAAUACGCGUCUCAGGCAUUGAAAGGCUCGGAAUCGAAGCGCGUGGAUGCAAACUUGUUAGAUUCAGUCGCCGAAAUAGUGUCCGGGAACGCGGUGUACAUCGAACGGUUUCACUGCGAAGAGAGUGAUUACGAAACUUUGGAACGGUUGGCGAAUGAUUUAGACGAGUGUUCUAAAGAAGAAACAGAGGAAGGAAUGAUAAACUGGUCGAAACACUUGAAACGGGAAAAUCCGGAGUUUUCGGAGACGUUUCGAACAGUCGUGGAACGGAUGGCGGAGUACUUCGACGUGGACGUGUUCGCGACGCGUCUUAACUUUUACCGGGACGGGUCGGAUUGGAAACCGUACCACCACGACUCGCACGCGUUUGGCGCGAACGGACACAAGGAAGAUUUUACCAUGGGCGCUUCUUUCGGCGCGCCGAGAGCGCUGAGCUUUCUUCACGAACCGAGCGCGAGUUCGUUCGAGUUUCCUCAGAAGAAUGGGGAUGUUUUUGCGUUUUCGUCUGAAGUGAACGCGGCGAUGAAACACGGCGUACCACAACUGAGCGGCCAAGAGCAGUUUAAGGUCAAUCCACGAUUUUCAAUCAUCGCGUGGGGGAGAAGGAGGAGUUUAAACGCGAGAAACUCCUCCGUAUCAUCGUCUUCCGACGAGAAAACAACCAUUGCUGUCGACGAAUCGCGAAUGCCGUGGCAUCAUGACACGAAAAACAACGAAGAAAACGAGCAAGGAGGAAGCUACGAAGUCUCGUUAGAGACUCCGAGCAGCGCUAAGAACGCGAACGAAAGAGUCAUGUCCAACAACGAAGUCUCGGAACUCGUGCAAAAAUUUAUCAAACGUAAACGAAACGAGACGAGGAAAACCAGCAAAGCGCUAGUCGAGCAUUUGAAAGAGAACAACGGAAUAGAUGAUUUUGAUUUCGUUCGAAUGAAAAAACAAGCUCGCAAAUAUCAACGCGACGACACGAUUUCGGCGAAGGAGUUCGUCGAAUCCGCGUUAGACAGUCGCGUUUCAGUGGACGAUUUGAGGAAUCUCGCGUCGUACUUACCGAACGAACAAAAGAAGAUUGAGUUGACGAACGAGCUUCAAAACUAUUCCAGCGCGCUUCCUUUCUUGUCAUAG